GCGAGUCAGACCUCGAGUGGGAACUCCCGCCGAACGUGCCCAGAGGACCGCGAGUCGUCGGACCGAAAAAGUGCCAAGUUUUUUAAGUAGUCGACCCCUCCGUGGCCCGUAAUCUCUCGGACGGUCCCCGCGAGCGAGACGGACGGAGAAGGAGCGCGAGAGGAAGACCCGCGUAUCCGCCCACCGCGCCGGUUUUUGUCUCCUAACCUCCUUCUCGAGCCGGCGCGCGCACGCGUAACUACGAGAAAACGGCUGACCAGUGGCAGUUUUUGUGCUCCGAGUUGACGGCUCCUCGCGCGACCCUCUGCGCACCUCCUGCGCGGACCCGAGCGCGACUUCUACCCGAGACCGGAGCGCCGGCGCGCGCUCCACCUCGCGCUCUGGACCCCUGAGACGCCCGACGCGGUGGACCGCCACGGCCCCUGACGCGCGACAUGUCGACCGCCGUCAUGAGCACCCUCAUGUUCGAGGCCGGGGAGCACAUCUUUCAGAAUGGCUCAAGAUAUUUCUCUCCGUCUCCGAAUCUGAAAGAAAACCUGGCAAUCCUGCGCACUCCUAACCUCGGCCUCAACGCCUCCCAGUCGAAGCCGAAGGAGCAGGCGAACCACGCUCCCCUGAGGCGCAGCUACACCUCCCUGGUGACGCUGAUCGAGCAGCACCGCAAGCUGGACCGCAGCGUCAGCGAGCCGACGUCGCGCUACAAGACGGAGCUCUGCCGGCCCUUCGAGGAGAACGGGGCCUGCAAGUACGGCGACAAGUGCCAGUUCGCCCACGGUUACAUGGAGCUGCGGAACCUGGCGAGGCACCCCAAGUACAAGACCGAGCUGUGCCGCACCUUCCACACGAUCGGGUUCUGCCCGUACGGACCGCGGUGCCACUUCAUCCACAACUUCGAGGAGGCCCGGAUCCACAACCAGAAGGUCAGCGCCCAGCUGGGCUCGACGCAGCCCAACAUCAUGGGCCUGAGCCCGAUCCUGGCGGGCGGGACGCACGCGGCCCACGCGGCCCACGCGGCCCACCACGCGGCCCAUGCCGCCCACGCGGCCCACCACGCCGCCCACGCGGCCCAGGGCUCCGUGAACGCGGGCCUCCUGGAGCAGAUCGCGCCUCCCCAGGCUCAGGCACAGGCUGCCGCCCCUCUGAUGAGGACCGCCUCGCUCAGCCUGGCCGGAACGGCCGGCGCCGGGAGCGCUCCCUACAACCCGCCGCUCCUCAGGGCGAACAGCCUGAGCCUGGCGCCCAGCCACGGGCACCCUCAGUCCCAGGUCGUCGGGGCCAGGCCCAAGCCUCUGAACCUGAGCCCCACCUUCUCGCUGGGCAGCACGGCCGACUCCGUAUCUCCCUCGUCCAGCCUGAGCCAGUCACCCACGAACUCUAUGGCCAGCUUCUUCAACGACGAGAACGUCCCCACCACGCCCUUCAGCUUCGGCCAGGACUUCGGACUCCUCGCAAGGCAGAGCCCCAGCCCCCAGGGGGGCGUCUGCAGCCCGAUCUCCGACGACCUGUCCCCCAGGACGCCCUCGCCGCUCUCCCCCAACGCCGAGUCCCGUCUGCCGGUCUUCAACAGGAUCAGCAGUACGCUCGGCGACUUCGAGAACCUCAAGAUCUAGGGGCCGAGCGACCCAUCCUGAUGCCAGGGGACACGUGGACGAGGCACCUCGGGGACCGGCUGGACGUCGGCGCGCCGACGGAGGGACGCGACGUCCAGCGUUAAGGGUCUCUCCGGUGUGUUCUUUAGCCUUCCUGACGAGAAUGACGAUUCUAGCCGCGCCUUUCGUUAGGUUCUCCGUAUCGCGACUCUCGGAGUUUCCUUCGCCCUUCUUUGGCGCAUCCGCGGGUUUUCCCCUUCGUCGUCAUAUUUUUCUUUUCUUUUUUUUUUUUUAAUCUCCUUUUUCUUAUUUUGACUCCACGCGUUUCUCGCGGCCCAGAGCCAGGCCCGGCUUCUUAUUACUCCUUUCUUACCCAUCUAUUAUUAUCGCUAUCCAGCUAUUAUUAUUCUAUUAUCUAUUAUUAAUAUUAUUAACGUUAUCUGGUACUCCAUUACGCUCGGCCUCUUCUCGUCGUUUUACGGAGUGGCCGCGGUUAUCCUUACCGUUGACGAUAUCGACGCGGAGGACGUUUUUAUGUAGGUUAAGAAAGAAACGAAAGCGAGUCCGGCUACGCUCCCAGACGGGGGAGAGAGAGAGAUAUAUAUAUAUAUCGAAGGAGAGCGAGAGAAAGAGAGGGAAGGGGCGCAAACGAGUUUCGCUCUCCUUCGAGAAGAACUCACUCCCCCUUUGUCUCGCUUUUAAGCCUCUCCCUCUCCCGCUCUUUUCCACGGUUUUCGCUACGAGGACCGGUACUCUCGCCCUUUCCGUUUCUCUCCCCCGAAGGGAUAGGAGACGGGGGAGGAAGAGAGGCGUCGCGACGCUCCAUGCUCACCCCCCGAGGGGGCGAAGAGACGGAAAGAGAGGGAGCGAAAACGAGGAAACGAGGGGAACGGAGACCCGCCGAGAGAGAGAUAUAUAUAUUUAUAUAUCGUGUUAGAAUCAAAGAUUACGCGAACGAAAUUAAAAAUUAGGGGCUAAUUACUAUUGUCUUCCAAUGCUUGCGAGAGAAUGUGCGCGAGUGGCCGAGUGAGAGAGAGAGAGAAUGGGAGGGAAUGAUAUGUAGGGAGUGUGAGAGAGAGAAAGAGGGAGCGAAUGAUGCGGAGAGCGUGCAACAUUUACAGCAUCUACGUAUAGGUUAGGACUUAACGUCGAGGUUGUCGACGAAAUCAAGUCGAGAAAGUCCUGAGAGAGCAGGUCGGAAGGAGAGAGAGGGACGACGCGGGGACCGCGCGUGUCCGAGAUUGAUAAAGAUGAUGGAUAUAUAUGUAUAUAAUUAUAUAUACACGUAUAUACAUAUAUGUUAUUACGCGAUAUCUAUUUAUGCGCGAGGCGGUCGGCCAUUAAGUGGAGGCGCCGCGAAUGUGACCGAAAACGCUCCGGCCUCGCGAUUGGCCCAGCCAAUCGGAAACGUAGAACGCGACCGCGAUCCGCGAGGGACGUGUUCGCGACCCUGAUAACGCGUGCUCGUUCUUCGUAUACAUGCGUAUACGUACGUGGACGUAUACGUAUGUAUCGACGACCACGCCACCCUGACGAGCGGCGAUGAUUACGAUCGGGACGACGCCAACGAUAACGCCGACGAACGAGAGACGACGAGGACGGUCAUUAAUAUUAUAUAUAUAUAUACAUAUAUAUAUAUAUACUACUUCUCGAGAUAUAACUUUGUUCUUUCCCGUUAAAACAAAAAUGUGAUAUGUAACUAUUGCAAUAGAAAUAUUAACUAUUAUUAAAAAAAAAAAACAUAUUCUAUUAAUACGCGCGAGAUAUGGGGGAGAGACGUCGGGAGGUGCGCGGGAGGGAGGCGGGGGCGAGACUGGGCGUUGGGAGGGAACGAGUGAUAAAGGGCGAGAUUAGAGAGUGGACGAGAUGACUUUCUUUUUUUUUUAUUUCUUUAUUCCUCUCUCUCUCUCUCUUUUUUUUUUUUGGUUUCCAAUUCUCUCCCUGGUCUCGACGCCCUGACCCCCUCCUUGCGCCGUUUAUUAUACCUCUGCCAAGCACAUUUCGCGGGAAUAGGAGAUGGGAGGGAAAGAGAGAGAAAUACUAGUGGACAGGAGAUAGGAGGUGAGAGAAUGGCUUAUAUGGAAGAGAGAAAGAGAGCGGGUGUGCCUGAGCGCGACGUGGUUUCCGAAAAUCGAUUACAUUUUGUAUAUAUACUUCUUUUACAUUUAAAUGGAAAGAGCAGAAAGUGUUUUCGUUUUAUUUAUAUUUGAAGCAAAUGUUAUUAUAGAUUUAGUUUAUUAUUAAUAUUAUUAUUAACUAUUAUCGCUAUUACCGCCACACCGUUACUAGUGUCCGACCACCGCCCCACCCUCCGGUACUUUUACUACCCCCCCCGCUGCCACUAAUCCGCCCCUCCUAUAUUAUGCCAUCGGGACCCGUUACUUUUUAUUAUCACCCUCCACAUUGUUCAUACACUUCGUUUAAUUACCUUCCUAAGAAUUGCAAACCGAGGAACCGACCUGAAAUCCCCGUUACCUUCGAGCCUUUUCUUUUCCUCCCUCCUCCGCCAUCGAUUACUUUUCAUUUCUUCUACUAUUAUCUUCCGCCCCUCGAACACCCGAUAAUUAUCGUUAUUAUCGAUAAUCCUCCAUACCUACGCACUUCCGUAGCCGCGCAUCAUUUUGCUAUCGGGUACUGCCAUUGUUAAAUAGUUGUUCACACAUUUACCCACGUGUGCGUGACGUUGUCAGCGUUGCUCUGGCUCGACGAAAGGGUUAUCGCGAACCCUCGUAGACUCACGGACAAAGCGAAAAAGAGAAAAAAAGGCCCUGCCCUCUAAUUUAUCGACGACCCGACACCAACCCUUCCAACGUCUAUCUCUCUCUCUAUAUAUAAAUGUAUUUAACGAUUAUUUAAUUUUCCUUUUUUACGCCAUUCGGAUACCGUUCAUCUCUUCUCCUUGGUUCUCCUCGGUUCUGCUUUAACUCAUUGCACGCGAGGUCUCCGUCCACGCGAUUCGCCAAAUUUUGCAAGAACGGAUAAAGAGGCGCGCGGCUUCUUUUUUUUUUUCCCCUUUAAGAUGCGCUUUUAUUUUUGAGCAUAUUGUUUUUUUUUUCUCCCGCCAAGACGCGGCAAAGUCGACGAACAAUGAUCGCGAGAACGGAGGCCUGGCAAGCGAGGGGGAUGGGCAGCGAAAAAGGGAGGAUCGGGUGAAAUUCUAUUUCCUUUUCCAUUUUAUGGUGAUCCGCGAUCGGCGACUAAGGGUGACGCGAUUUCCUCAUUUUCUUUUAAUUUCCAAUCAACGGCACUCUUCGAGCGGGGAGAAAGGAAAAUGGCCGCGUUCUAGUUUCGAUUGGACGAGCGUCUCGUAACACGGGGGAGAGUUGACGCGACAGAGGAAAGGGACUCUUUCUCGCACGUCCUCUUUUUAGUUAUAUCCUUUUAUGCGGCCCGACUUUUUGCAGUUUAAUUUUUUUUUUUCCUUUUUAACGAGGAUCGCGAAGACGACUUCGCGUCGCUCGACGUACGAAUUAGGCGCCCCCCGUUGCAUGCGCGGCCACCUCGCCCCCGGAUUUCCGACCCUUGGGGGAGGUCCCGGGGCGAGGCGACCGAGGGGUUUCGUUUCUCUCCCUUAGGGUCGCCUACUCUCUCCCCGUCGUCCUUUCUUCCCCGCCUCGACGGGCCGGCCGCGGUUUCCUCGGCGGACGAAUUCGAAAAGCCCGCCCUUCGUCCGCCUCUGUCCACCCCGAGUACGCGAACGCCACCCACCCAC
Molecule: messenger RNA, 5301 nt
Organism: Orussus abietinus
Lineage: Eukaryota; Metazoa; Arthropoda; Insecta; Hymenoptera; Orussidae
Gene: Tis11
Product: protein TIS11
Exons: 3
Coding region: 435-1610 (391 amino acids)
Molecular function (GO): mRNA binding; metal ion binding
Source: RefSeq, a predicted model, not a curated record